This is a messenger RNA of Nothoprocta perdicaria, 1715 nucleotides long. Its product is annotated as solute carrier family 2, facilitated glucose transporter member 3. The transcript has 10 exons. Gene Ontology annotation, cellular component: membrane. Lineage: Eukaryota; Metazoa; Chordata; Aves; Tinamiformes; Tinamidae. Gene Ontology annotation, biological process: D-glucose transmembrane transport. The record is from RefSeq and is a predicted model, not a curated record. The coding region runs from base 160 to 1650 and encodes 496 amino acids.
GAAGGUGCUUUUUUUUAAUUAUUUUUAAGCAGCAAGAGAGAGACGCAGCAAUUUUUUUAGGAGGGGGAGACAAGGACACAGCAGCUCAGAAGGUCCGCAGAACCCUUUCAGAGGUGGAAGUAGGGCGCUUCGAGAGUCAUUUUAAGGCUGUCGCGGGCGAUGGAGAAUAAAAAGAAAAUCACCGCAUAUCUUAUCUACGCUGUUUCCAUUGCUGCCAUCGGAUCUCUCCAGUUUGGUUACAACACUGGUGUCAUCAAUGCUCCUGAAAAGAUCAUCCAAGAGUUCUUCAACAGAACCUUGUCAGAACGGAACGGGGAGCCCAUCUCCCCAGAGCUCCUAACCUCACUAUGGUCCCUUUCUGUAGCCAUCUUCUCAGUAGGAGGCAUGAUUGGCUCCUUCUCAGUCAGCCUUUUCGUCAAUAGAUUUGGCAGGAGGAACUCCAUGCUGCUGGUGAAUGUCUUGGCCUUUGCUGGUGGCACUCUCAUGGCCUUCUCCAAGAUGGCAAAAGCAGUGGAGAUGCUGAUCAUUGGCCGCUUCGUCAUUGGCGUCUUUUGUGGCCUCUGCACUGGCUUUGUACCCAUGUACAUCAGUGAGGUCUCACCCACCAGCGUUCGCGGAGCCUUUGGGACCCUCAACCAGCUGGGCAUCGUUGUUGGCAUCUUGGUGGCCCAGAUCUUUGGUCUGGAGGGAAUCAUGGGAACUGAAAAACUUUGGCCGAUGCUUUUGGGAUUCACAAUCCUUCCAGCAAUCCUUCAGUGUGUGGCUCUUCUUUUCUGCCCUGAGAGUCCCCGCUUCCUGUUGAUCAACAAGAUGGAGGAGGAUAGAGCACAUGCAGUUCUUCAGAAACUCCGUGGUACACAGGAUGUGUCUCAAGACAUCCAGGAAAUGAAAGAAGAGAGUGCCAAAAUGUCCCAGGAAAAGAAAGCAACUGUGCCAGAGCUCUUCCGCUCUCCCAGCUACCGUCAAGCCAUCAUCAUUGCCAUCAUGCUGCAGCUCUCCCAGCAGCUCUCUGGCAUCAAUGCUGUAUUCUAUUAUUCUACAGGGAUUUUUGAAAGAGCUGGCAUCACCCAGCCUGUGUAUGCCACCAUUGGAGCUGGUGUGGUAAACACCGUCUUCACUGUUGUGUCGCUGUUCCUGGUGGAGCGUGCAGGACGCAGGACCCUCCACUUAGUUGGCUUGGGUGGCAUGGCUGUGUGUGCUGUCCUUAUGACUGUCGCUUUAGCUCUGAAGGACAUUGUGGAGUGGAUCAGAUAUAUCAGCAUUGUUGCGACUUUUGGCUUUGUGGCUCUCUUUGAGAUUGGUCCUGGCCCAAUACCCUGGUUCAUUGUGGCUGAACUCUUCAGCCAGGGCCCACGACCUGCAGCCAUGGCAGUGGCUGGUUGUUCCAACUGGACAUCUAAUUUCUUGGUGGGAAUGCUCUUCCCCUAUGCAGAGAAACUAUGCGGCUCCUAUGUCUUCCUCAUCUUCCUCGUUUUCCUGGUCAUCUUCUUUGUCUUCACAUUCUUCAAAGUGCCAGAGACCAAGGGCAGGACAUUUGAAGACAUCUCCAGGGGCUUUGAAGGGCGAGGAGAAAUGAGCCCCACAUCACCAGUGGAGAAGAACCCUAUGGUGGAACUGAACAGCAUACAACCUGAUAAAGAAGCUGCCUAAGAUCAUGACACAUCCCUUCUUUGGCUCUUUUCUGUGCUCAAAGGGAGUCAUUAAAGGAAUGAGCA